ACAUAUGGGUGAAUUGCUCAGAAUAGAAUUCAAUGGGAGAAAUAAUAUAAUUGUUUUUAAAGAAAACAAGCUUAUCUUUGUGUUUCUUUAUAUAUGUAACAUAUCAAAAUAAAUUUAACUGGCAUUUAUUUAAUUACAUAUUUUAAGUUCAAAAAAUGGAAUCAUACGAAUUAAAUAAUGAAGAUUUUAGGAGCUGGAUUUCCAGUUAUGGUGAUUUACCCAUAGAGGUUAUUCAACACAUAUUCAGUUUUUUAAGCUUCUCAGACAUACAGGUAGCCGGAAGAACUUGUCAGCGAUGGCGUGAAGCUACUUUUAAUUGUGCAUUGUCAAAAAAAGCGUUGAUUCGAUUUUCUAAACUUUGCCUUUCUGAUAGAAGCCCACCUGCUCAAGACUUCAUUGUCAGCGAAAGACCGUUCCGCCACUACUACUUUGAAGAAGUUAAUUUUGGGCCAAUACAAAACAUUAUGAGCCAUAUUGGGAAUUCAGCAGAAGAAAUAGUAUUUGAUAAUGUCGAUGUGGGUGACAAACAAUUUUGUGCUAUAAUGAGUCACAUGGUUAAAAUACGUUCAUUAACAAUAACCCGUUGUUCGACGCUUUUCAUGUCUGGUUCUUUUUUAGACAACAACGAUGAUCGCUUGUCUCUCAGCUCAAGUUUUGGCAGGAUCCAACACCUUUCCCUAAAAGAUAAUCAGUACUUGUCAGAUGCAAUUUUGUUACGCAUUACGGAAAUUAUGGAUAAUAUUAAUACGUUGGAUUUAUCUGGAUGUCAAAUUGCAUAUCACAACGCUAUUCAACGUCGAUUUUAUCCCAACGAUGACGACUACGCACCAAGUGAAUCUAUACUGACAUUUAAGAUCAUUAUACGAAUAUUAUUAAUGCAUCGUCAGACUUUGCAUAGCUUAAACAUCAGCGAUACAUUGAUAGGUGCUCCAUCAUUAGUUGCUUUAAACGAUGUAGGAUUUGAAGGGCUCCAAUUACAAAAUCUUGGACUUGCUAAUUGUAGGCAAUUAAACACUUUAUCACUUCAGACAUUUUUAAAAAAUCAAAGAAAGCUAUUGACACUUGACGUGUCGGACACAAUUUGCGUUAAUGAUAGUUGUAUAGAUAUAAUUGUAAAAUAUCUUCCACUCCUACAAGAGCUUAAUAUUUCCAGUUGCAUUAAUGUUACAAAUAAUGGUGCGUCACGGUUAGGUGAACUUAAAAAGUUAAAAACCUUAAACGUUUCGCGCUGCGAUGGAAUACAGUCAGAAGGCCUAAUUCAAGGUGUAGCAUCGGCGAAGAAUGAGACUAUCUUGAAUCUUCAAAUGGCUCAUUUGCAGGUAUGUGAAGAAGCUAUUAUGGUUAUAGCGAAAAAUCUUCCAGAACUACUUGUUCUGAAUUUAGCACAUUGUGUGAAUGGAGUUACCGAUGAAUCGGUUCAAUGUAUUAUUCAGAACUUACGUUGGUUGCGGGACUUAUCCUUGGAAAAUUGUUUUCGCAUCACUGACGUGGCACUUACUGGUAUCAAUAUUUUGCAACUACCGCCCAACUCUCAGACUUCAAUCAAUAACCUUCAACAGCACCCACUUUCCUCAUUAUCCAAUAGAAAUGGCUUCAAUGAAUCGAAUCAAUCAAUAAAGAUUUCUUUAAGAAGUAAGGCUGAAGAAGAAAUUGUACGAGAUGCUAUUAGAAAAAAGGCUAUGAUUGCAGCUUAUGAAAUGAACUUGAUUGGAGAAUGCGAUGUUGAGGGCUACAGCAUAAAACAACUACAAGGACUGAGGUCUCUAAACUUAGGUGGUUGCAAUAAAAUAUCCGAUGUUUCUUUGAAAUAUGGACUAAAAUUUGUGGAAUUACAAAAUUUAUCGCUUUCGAAUUGUCAACAAAUUUCGCUCAUCGGUAUUGAGCAAUUGGUGCAAGAUUGUCCUUCAAUAGAGACACUGGAUUUAUCGGAUUGCGAAAGUAUUAAUGACAAAGCCAUACAAUCAAUUACAAUUCAUCUUACUAGACUUCGAGCGUUACAUAUAAAUGGAUGCAGCCAGUUAACUGAUCACACUUUAGACGCAAUUUUAGUUAACUGCAAAAAUAUGCAGACACUCUCAGUACAUCGUUGUCGCCGGAUAUAUACUGACAUUGAGGAGAGACUUUCAGAAAUGUCUACGUUACGUAAUUUAAAGUUAGACAAUACACCAAAUCUUGACAAUGCUUUCUUACUUCGUUUGAAGAAACAUCUUGAUUACUGAUAUUUCGCAGCCAUUUCAUUCGUUUUAUUUUUGUAUUAUUUUCAGAUUAAUAAUAAUUUCUGAAAAGGAAUAAUAUAGAUAUUUUAAGUUGGCAGUUACGUCUGUUAUUUUAAUCAUAAGUGUUGUAUAUAAAACUGUAUUUAUAUGAAGUAUUUAUGUAUAUGUAUAGAAGUUUUGUUAAAUUGUUACUUAUUGGUAUAAAUUAUUUGCGAAAUCUGGAAAAUUAUAUAUGUAUAUUAAGGCUCUCGACUAAUCGACUAACCGAAUAAUUCGAAUAAUAAUAUUCGGAUAGUCGUAAGUUGUCGACUAUUCGAUUAUCCGCUCAUCCGUU
Molecule: messenger RNA, 2550 nt
Organism: Zeugodacus cucurbitae (melon fly)
Lineage: Eukaryota; Metazoa; Arthropoda; Insecta; Diptera; Tephritidae
Product: F-box/LRR-repeat protein 14
Exons: 4
Coding region: 156-2219 (687 amino acids)
Biological process (GO): SCF-dependent proteasomal ubiquitin-dependent protein catabolic process
Cellular component (GO): SCF ubiquitin ligase complex
Molecular function (GO): protein binding
Source: RefSeq, a predicted model, not a curated record